Cokeromyces recurvatus is the source of this 2253-nucleotide messenger RNA. Its product is annotated as Endonuclease/exonuclease/phosphatase. The record is from RefSeq and is a predicted model, not a curated record. Gene Ontology annotation, biological process: nuclear-transcribed mRNA poly(A) tail shortening. The coding region runs from base 351 to 2180 and encodes 609 amino acids. The transcript has 6 exons. Lineage: Eukaryota; Fungi; Mucoromycota; Mucoromycetes; Mucorales; Mucoraceae. Gene Ontology annotation, molecular function: poly(A)-specific ribonuclease activity; protein binding. Gene Ontology annotation, cellular component: CCR4-NOT complex; cytoplasm; nucleus.
GUCAUUUUUUUGUUCAAAAAUAAAGUCACGAUGUACGUGUGUGUGUGUGUGUGUGUGUGUGUCUCUGACAAUUAUCUGCUGUUAUUGUACGUUGAGUAGAGUGAAUACUAUUUCCUGCUGAUUAUUAGUACCGAUAUACAACUUUUUUUUUCCUUACCAACUAUUAUAAAUACAUAUUAUGUUAUUUGAUAAAGAAGAUGAGAAUGGUUCAUUAAACAAUAACUAUUAUAAUCAUACUUUACAUCCAAUGUAUACUAAUGGACCUACACCUUUUAAUACCUCACCUGCAUCGUCACCAUCUGUUGGUAACUAUGCAAUGUCAUUGUAUGGAACUAACAAUACCACUACCCAUGGUAAUUAAUAAUAAUAAUAAUAAUAAUAAUAAUAACAAUAACAAUAAUCGAUACCCCACCCAUUUACAACAACAACAGCAACAGCAACAACAACAACAAUCUUUAUCUAAUGACUUGACCGUUGCUAUUGCUCCAUCUUCGACCACAGCUACUCCUCAUCUAGCUCGACAAUUAAGCUAUGCUCAGAUUUCUCGACAAUCUUCAUCACCUCACCAUCAUGCUCGUGCAGCAGCAGCUAUGGCACGUAAUACACCUGUUUCCUCUACCAUUACCAUUACGGAUCCUAAUGAUCCUAACCGACCUGUUGCUACUAGAGGAGGGGGACAACAUCAUCUUAUAAAGGGAACAGAAGAAGAAGAAGAAGAGGUAGAACAUGUUUGGACCUCACUUGACCUGGGCGGGAUGGGAUUGAAGAAUAUUUCAAGUGCACUUUAUACCUAUCGUUUCCUCACUUGCCUCUAUCUCAACCAUAAUAAUUUAACCUAUCUGAUGCCUGAACUCUCUCAAUUAACACAACUCAAGACCCUGGAUGUCUCUGGCAACAACCUCACCCUCCUUCCACCUGAACUUGGACUUUUAUAUAAUCUAAGGGAAUUGCUCUUAUUUGAUAAUCGGAUCGUGACGUUACCUCAUGAACUAGGUAACUUGUAUCAAUUAGAGACACUUGGAUUAGAAGGCAAUCCACUUCAAGCUGACUUGAAGACGAUUUUAAUCAAGGAUGGAACUCAAGCUUUGAUUCUAUCACUUCGAGAAAAUGCACCUGUUGGUAUACCUCCUCCUCAUAGAGAAUGGUUAUUAAUAGAAGGAGAUACGUUAGAAGAUCCAGAUAAAUUUACUGUCUUGUGUUACAAUAUUCUUUGCCAGAAAUAUGCAACAGCUCAAGCUUAUGGUUACACACCAUCAUGGGCAUUAAAUUGGAAUUAUCGUAAAGAAUUACUCGUAUCCGAAAUAUUGAGUUACAACGCUGAUGUCAUUUGUCUUCAGAUGGGAGACUACGAGAGUGUGUUCUAUCCAAAGACGAGAGCAAAGAUUAUGGUAUCUGAAAGUGAAAGACGUGUAGUAGAUGGAUGUGCCACAUUUUACAAGACAACAAAGUUUCGUUUAAUUGAAAAGGAAUUGAUUGAAUAUAAUCAAAAGGCACUUCAAAGACCAGACUUUAAAAAGGCACCGGAUAUUUAUAAUCGAGUCAUGAAUAAGGACAAUAUUGCUGUAUUUACAUUAUUGGAAGAUAAAGAAAGCAAAAAACGUAUGAUUGUAGCCAAUUCACAUAUUCAUUGGGAUCCCUCAGAUUCAGACGUCAAACUCGUUCAAGUAGGUAUCCUUUUGGAUGAACUACAGACGUUUACACACAAAUAUACGACAACGACACAUACAUUAUUACCUACUGUUAUUUGCGGAGAUUUUAAUUCUUCUACUGAAUCAGGCGUUUAUGAAUUCUUUAGUAAAGGAUCUAUUCAACAAGAUCAUCAAGAUUUUGGAAAUUAUUCAUAUGGCAAAUAUACCACAGAGGGGCUCUCUCAUCCCUUUCAACUCAAGAGUGCAUAUAGUCACAUAGGUGAAUUACCUUUUACAAAUUAUACGCCUGGAUUUAAAGGCGUUUUAGAUUAUAUUUGGUAUACAACCUAUACAUUAGAUACUAUUUCAUUAUUAGCUUCUAUUGAUCAAGAUUAUAUCAGUAAAGUAGUUGGUUUCCCUAAUCCUCACUUUCCUUCAGAUCAUAUUCCUAUUAUGGUAGAAUUAAAGUUUAAAACACAACAGAAAAAAGAAAGCAUGAAAGCGACAACAGAUUUCAGUUCAAAGAUACUAAGGAACAAUAGAUUAAAAUAACAUCAAAUAAACUUACCAAAAAAAAAAAAGAAAAGUGUGUACAACGAUUUAUUUAAGUCAAAAAAAAAAAAAG